ACUGAGCCAUGCGCAUCGCCUGCAGAGUCAGUGCUGUGCAUGUGGGGCCCCUUAAAGAGAAGCGCCGACCGGACGGCACGGAUUUUCUCCAUUGAAGAAUCAGCGCAAUGAGGAACAGCGCCAACCCGGCACAAUGCGCUCCAGGCUCCCAAGGACCGCCUGCCUAUUGCGAAUCGUUGCACUUUGCAUCCUCCUCACGCACGCUGCAGCGUAUUUUGGGCUGACAGGUCGGGAGCCCCUGGUGUUUUUACCGGGUCCGCUGUCCAAUGAGGCUCCAACAGGGAAGGCCCACCUGAAGCAGUGCGAGCAGAUGAGCUUGACCCGGCGGCAGAAGAGGAUGUGCCGCAGGGAGCCCGGGUUGGCCGAGACGCUCCGGGAGUCGGUGCGCCUCAGCCUGCUGGAGUGUCGCUAUCAGUUCAGGAACGAGCGCUGGAACUGCAGCCUGGAUGGCCGAGGGAGCCUCCUGAAAAGAGCAUUCAAAGAGACCGCCUUCCUGCUGGCCGUGUCCUCUGCAGCUCUGACCCACGCUCUGGCCAAGGCCUGCAGCUCGGGCCGCAUGGAGAGGUGCACGUGCGACGACUCCCCCGGCAUCCAGCAUCGAGAAGCGUGGCAGUGGGGGGUCUGCGGGGACAACCUGAAAUAUAGCACCAAGUUUCUCAAGAAGUUCCUCGGUCAGAAGAGGGUCAGCAAGGACCUGAGGGCUCAAAUCGAUGCCCACAACAUCAACGUUGGGAUUCGGGCAGUGAAGAGCGGACUGAAAACGACCUGCAAGUGUCACGGCGUCUCCGGGUCUUGUGCGGUACGAACCUGCUGGAAGCAGCUGUCGCCUUUCCACGACACGGGCCGGCUGCUGAAGUACCGCUACGACAACUCCAUGAGAGUGCUGAGCGUCACCAACGCAGCCACAGGAGAGACGGAGCUGGCAGGCCACCGCCGCCACAGCCAGAGCCUCCGCAACACUGACCUGGUCUACCUGGAGGACUCCCCCAGCUUCUGCAGGCCAUCGCGCUACUCUCCGGGCACGGGCGGCCGGUCGUGCACCAAAGACACCAGCUGUCAAAGUCUGUGCUGCGGACGCGGCCACAACACGGCCAUGCGCCUCACCAGCCUCUCCUGCCACUGCCAGGUGCGCUGGUGCUGCCACGUGGAGUGUCAGACGUGCGUCCGGGAGGAGGAGGUGUACACCUGCAAAAGUGCGUGAACCAGACAGAAAGCGUUAGACUCGAAAACGGACAGGGUGUGAUGCUUCAAGACGUUCGCUGCAAGAUCUCACAUCAGAGCGAGCGUCCGCAGAUCUCAUUUACGAUUUGCAUGUUAGUUUGGGAGGAAAAUACCGAUGUAACCCUAAGAUUUUACUGGCUAAUCGUUGCAGAGUCGACGUGCAGCAGCCGACUGUAGGUGUUUUUGACGGCCUUUCUUUUGCCGGAUGCACUGAAAUCCCACUUUUUUCUGGGAAGGAGGGACUGGAUUCAACCAGCACAUCAAAACCAAACCAACCCCAAUCCAUCCUCCCACAUUUGACUAUUUAUUGUGCCAUUUUCUACUGCUGCUUUACAUUUUAAAUGUUCUGAUCAAGUGUUGCCUGCAGGGCUGUGGAUGAGUUAGGAGGAGCCUACCUGUCUGUCUCUCUGACUGCUGUGGAGAACGUUCAAAGUUCUUUGCUGGUGAAAGCACUUACGUUGCUCCUGCUACAUAUAAAAGGUGUGUUGUUAGUGUUUAAAUGUGUUUAGCUGGAAUCACUGGAAGCACCACUGGCGUACGUACAUCGCUGCAUGCAUCAGCAGGGUGAUCGUGUGAAGAAUGAAGCUGGGCUUUUCGGUUGCUCUUAUGGAAAUGUCUAUGGAAAUCUCCACAUGUGCAGAGGGAGAGGGAAGCCCUGGACGCCCUCUUUCAGAUUCUGCUCGGUUUAUAAACAUACCAUACUCUGUUUUUUUUUUCUAAUUUAUAAAAGCUGACACUCUCCUAUUCUUUCAAGUGUAAAAUUGCCUUUCUGAACUAUUUCAGGGUCUAAAUUAGCCACAUCUUUGCUCCACCAGCCCUUUCAAGUGAUUCAGUCAUGCUGCCUAUUUUCCCUAAUUGCUAAUCAAAGAAAAUGACCACAUUUACUCCAGUUCAAUCCAACUCUUUGUCCAUGUGUGCAGGUUAAAAGUGCACACUGGACCCGUGUUUGUGUUUUAUCUAAGCGAUUCUGAGCUGUGUGAAUAUAACUCACGACGGAGCUCCAGGCGUCUGACAAUGUGGGAUCAUAAUUUUCUACCUCACUUCAACUUUUGGCAAAUCUCAGUCAGAUUUAUGAGCUAUGCAGAGUUAUCUUCUCUGUAGAUACAUGUCUCUGCUUCUGCGUUUGUUUGAAAUGUCAUAUUUUAGAUGUCUGUACAGGUCUGAUGAACGCGGUAAAGUAUAUAAACCAGUUAAUGUUUUUGUCUUGUUGCUUCACACUUUUAUUUAAAACAAAUAAGGUAAAUAAACAGACGUACAUUUGUAAGA
Molecule: messenger RNA, 2487 nt
Organism: Nothobranchius furzeri (turquoise killifish)
Lineage: Eukaryota; Metazoa; Chordata; Actinopteri; Cyprinodontiformes; Nothobranchiidae
Gene: wnt9b
Product: wingless-type MMTV integration site family, member 9B
Biological process (GO): cell fate commitment; neuron differentiation; multicellular organism development
Cellular component (GO): extracellular region
Molecular function (GO): frizzled binding; cytokine activity
Source: RefSeq, a predicted model, not a curated record